ACAAAGGGAGUGGCUGGCAUUGGGAAAACAGUCUUAACACAGAAGUUCACCCUCGACUGGGCUGAAGACAAAGCCAACCAGGACAUCCAGUUCAUAUUUCCAUUCACUUUCAGAGAGCUGAAUGUGCUGAAAGAGGAAAAGUUCAGCUUGGUGGAACUUGUUCAUCACUUCUUUACUGAAAUCAAAGAAGCAGGAAUCUGCAGCUUUGAAGACUUCCAGGUUGUCUUCAUCUUUGAUGGUCUGGAUGAGUGUCGACCUCCUCUGAACUUCCACAAAACUACAAUCCUAACUGACCCUUGCAAGUCCACCUCAGUGGAUGUAUUGCUGGUAAACCUCAUCAGGGGGAACCUGCUUCCUUCUGCUCGCCUCUGGAUAACCACACGACCUGCAGCAGCCAGUCAGAUCCCUCAUGACUAUAUUGGCAUGGUGACAGAGGUCAGAGGAUUUGCUGACCCACAGAAGGAGGAGUACUUCAGGAAGAGAUUCAGAGAUGAGGAGCAGGCCAGCACGAUCAUAUCCCACAUCAAGACAUCACGAAGUCUCCACAUCAUGUGCCACAUCCCAGUCUUCUGCUGGAUCACUGCUACAGUUCUGGAGGAUGUGCUGAAAACCAGAAAGGAAGUAGAGCUGCCCAAGAGCCUGACUGAGAUGUACAUCCACUUCCUGGUGGUUCAGGCCAAAGUGAAAAAGGUCAAGUAUGAUGAUGGAACUGAGACAGAUCCACACUGGAGUCCAGAGAGCAGGAAGAUGAUUGAGUCUCUGGGAAAACUGGCUUUUGAUCAGCUGCAGAAAGGAAACCUGAUCUUCUAUGAAUCCGACCUGACAGAGUGUGGCAUCGAUAUCAGAGCAGCCUCAGUGUACUCAGGAGUGUUCACACAGAUCUUUAAAGAGGAGAGAGGGCUGUACCAGAAUAAAGUGUUCUGCUUUGUCCACCUGAGCGUUCAGGAAUUUCUGGCUGCAGUUCAUGUCCAUCUGACCUUCAUCAACUCUGGAGUCAAUCUGCUGGAUGAAAAAAAAUCUCACUUAUUUAGAGUCUUUCAAAUAAAAUCCAAAUUAAAUUUAUUCUACCAGAAUGCUGUGAAAAGGGCCUUACAGAGUCCAAAUGGACACCUGGACUUGUUUCUCCGUUUCCUCCUGGGUCUUUCAUUGCAGACCAAUCAAAGUCUUCUACAAGGUCUGCUGACACAGGCAGAAAGUAACACACAGACCAAUCAGGAAACAGUCCAGUACAUCAAGAAGAAGAUCUGUAGCAAUCUGUCUACAGAGAAAAGGAUCAAUCUGUUCUACUGUCUGAAUGAACUGAAUGAUAGUUCUCUAGUGGAGGAGAUCCAACAGUCCCUGAGAUCAGGAAGUCUCUCUACAGAUAAACUGUCUCCUGCUCAGUGGUCAGCUCUGGUCUUCAUCUUACUGUCAUCAGAAAAAGAUUUGGAUGUGUUUGACUUGAAAAAAUACUCUGCUUCAGAGGAGGCUCUUCUGAGGCUCCUACCAGUGGUCAAAGCUUCCAACAAAGCUCUGCUGACUCACUGUAACCUCUCAGAGAGAGGUUGUAACGCUCUGUCCUCAGUUCUCAGCUCCCAGACCUGCAGUAUGAGAGAGCUGGACCUGAGUAACAACAACCUAGAGGAUUCAGGAGUGAAGCUUCUGUCUUCUGGACUGGAAAGUCCAAACUGUACACUGAAUACUCUGAGACUGACUCACUGUAACGUCUCAGAGAAAAGUUUUGAAGCUCUGUUCUCAGUCCUCAGCUCCCCGUCCUCUCCUAUGAGAGAGCUUGACGUGAGUAACAACAAUCUGCUGGAUUUAGGAGUGAAACUUCUUUCUUCUGGACUGCAGAGUCCACAUUGUACAUUGAAUACACUGAGGAUGAGUCAGUGUAACCUCUCAGAGAGAAACUGUGAAGCUCUGUCCUCACUUAUCGGCUCCCAGUCAUCUAAUCUGAGAGAGCUGGACUUGAAUAACAAUGACCUGCAGGAUUCAGGAGUAAAGAUUCUGUCUGUUGGAGUCAAGAGUCCACAUAGUGAACUGGAAACUCUCAGACUGAAUUUCUGUGACUUGUCAGAGAGAAGCUGUGAAGCUCUGUCCACAGUUCUAAGCUCCCAGUCUUCUAGUCUGAGAGAGCUGGACCUAGGUAACAAUGACCUGCAGGAUUCAGGAGUGAAACUGCUGUCUGCUGGAUUAAAGAGUCCACACAGUGAACUGGAAACUCUGAGUCUGUCAGGCUGUCUGAUCACAGAGGAAGGCUGUACUUACCUGGUUUCAGCUCUGAGCUCCAACCCCUCCCAUCUGAGAGAGCUGGACCUGAGCUACAAUCAUCCAGGAGAAUCAGGGUUGAGGCAAUUGUCAGCUGGACUGAAGGAUCCACACUGGAGACUGGACACUCUCAGGGUGGAGCCUGCUGGAGUCCGAUGGUUGACACCAGGUCUGAGGAAGUAUUCCUGUCAACUCACAAUCGACACAAACACAGUAAACACAAACCUCAAACUGUCUGACAACAACAGGAAGAUGACACAUAUGGAGAAGGUUCAGCCAUAUCCUGAUCAUCCAGACAGAUUUGACAUUCAUCCUCAGUUGCUGUGUAGUAAUGGUCUGAGUGGUCGCUGUUACUGGGAGGUCGAGUGGAAAGGAAACAUUUCUAUAUCAAGUAGCAGUGUAUGUGGACUGUCCUGCUGGCACUCUGUCCUUCUACAGAGUCUCCUCUGACACUCUGAUCCACCUCCACACCUUCAACACCACAUUCACUGAACCUCUUUAUCCUGGAUUUGGACUCUGGACUACUUUAAAGGGAUUAGAAAUCCAGUAUGGUGCCUCAGUGUGUCUGUGCUGAGUUGAGUGUAAAGAGUGUCCUCCUGUUAGAGAAACACUCUAACAUUUGUCUGUCUGUUUCACUCAGAAACACAUUUUCAGAUUCAUGGAUCCCAUCAGUUGAUGUUUUAAACUGUUCUAAAUGAAUGAAAGGAAUUUGGUAAUUGACAUUACAUUUGUAUUGAUGUAUAAUUUUUAUAAGCUGUUUCAUUGUUAUGCCUUCAACUCUGAAUUUUAUAAAACUCUGCAUCCAAAACAAAGAGAAAGUGAUGACAGAUGUGUUUAUGUUCACAAAGGAAAAUUAGCCCCAAAAACGCCUUUUAAACAACCUUCUGUAUUUUGGAGCAUAGAUCGCUCAGUUUACAAAGUGAUUUUUGAUGUCAGUCUGUUUUUUGUGAUGACACGUCAAUAAUUUCUAUCAUAUUUUGCUGUUUCUAUUUGAAUGAGAGCUUUUUAAAAAGACCAUUGUAUGGGGGUCUCUUUUACAUCCAUAGCAGAAUAGAACCAUUAAGUCUUGUCACUGUUUGUUUGUUUCACUUUAUUAAAGACACACAUGGGUCCUCAACCUCA
Messenger RNA from Oreochromis aureus, 3372 nucleotides. Its product is annotated as protein NLRC3-like. The annotation marks the transcript as partial. The record is from RefSeq and is a predicted model, not a curated record. The transcript has 9 exons. Lineage: Eukaryota; Metazoa; Chordata; Actinopteri; Cichliformes; Cichlidae. Gene Ontology annotation, molecular function: protein binding.